AACAAUAAUAAUAAUAAUAAUAAGUCAGAUUAAUAAUAAUCUCAGAAAAUACAUAUUAAUUAAUAUUGUUUUAACAAUUGAAACACUACUACUGUUCAAUUAUAGUUUACAAUAAAUUGACUAUUGAAUUAUAAUAAUAAUAAUAAUUAUCAUGAUGUCAGUGAUGAUUGAAAACAAAUCAGUUUGUUAUGUUUUAUUCUAUGUUGCUAUUGGCUUUGUAAUAUUUCUAACAAAUAUUAGUGCAGAAUACAAUGAAGGAUUAUUAUAUAACCCCAGAUUCAAUGUAUUAACAAAUAAUAAACGUUGGUUUCCUGUGAAAGAAUUUCACUACGAUGAACCAUUAGAAAUUAAAAAACGGUCUCAAAUAUUUUAUAAACGUUGGUUUCCUGUGAAAGAAUUUCACUAUGGUGAACCACUUGAAGUGAAAAAACGAUUUCACAUUCUUAAUAAACGUUGGUCACCUGUGAAAGAAUUUCAUUAUGAUGGACCAAUAGAAGUAAGAAAAUGAAAACCAUAUGAUCAAUGUGAAAUAUCAAGAUUAUUUGCUUGACACAUCAGUAUUACAUAAUCUGUUCAAUAGUCAAUGCAUAACUUGACAAAACAGUAUCAACAUUUAACAUAUAACAUAUAUAUUUAUAUAUAUAUAUAUUGAUUUAAAUUUCUUUGAAAAAAAA
Molecule: messenger RNA, 674 nt
Organism: Schistosoma turkestanicum
Lineage: Eukaryota; Metazoa; Platyhelminthes; Trematoda; Strigeidida; Schistosomatidae
Source: the annotation of a GenBank genome assembly